AUGAAGGAUCUGGAUCCAUUACAGUAUUUUCUUGGUAUUGAAGUUGCUUCUUCUCCAAAGGGCUAUUUUCUGUCUCAGGCUAAGUAUGCUAAUGAAGUCAUUCACCGUGCUAGUCUUACUGAUACUGAGGUUUCUGAUACACCUAUUGAGCUUAAUCUCAACUCUACUGAUGGUGUCCUUCUGGAUGAUCUCACUUUAUAUCGCAAUCUUGUGGGUUGUUUAGUUUAUCUGACUGUCACUUGCCCUGAUCUUGCUUAUGUUGUUCAUGUGGGCUUACUGUUGUCCUUUACUUCCUCUUUAGACUUGGUGGCCUAUGCUGAUUUUGAUUGGGCUGGUGAUGUUAUUGAUCGCAAGUCUACGUCUGGUUUUCUGUAUGUUUCUUAG
Molecule: messenger RNA, 384 nt
Organism: Camellia sinensis
Lineage: Eukaryota; Viridiplantae; Streptophyta; Magnoliopsida; Ericales; Theaceae
Source: RefSeq, a predicted model, not a curated record